AUGUCCAAAAAGUCGUAUUCCGCAGAGGAGAAGCGCCGAGCAAUCGAGCAAUACCAUGAGAAGAUCAACUACAGCGCACGCUACUCCGACGACGAGUGGGAAUACCGCCAUGUUAUCCUCCCAAAAGCACUCACCAAGUUUGUUCCCUCUGGCGUACUGUCCGAGGACGUCUGGAGAGGACUCGGUAUCCGCCAGUCGCCAGGGUGGGAGAUGUACAUGCGCCACGAGCCUGAACCACACGUCCUCCUUUUCCGCAGGCCAAAGGACUACGACUUGCGGCACCCGCCACUCGGUGCGGCCAGACUUGUCAGCGCAGCCAAGUAA
This is a messenger RNA of Cutaneotrichosporon cavernicola, 324 nucleotides long. RefSeq lists its product as uncharacterized. The transcript is spliced from 4 exons. Bases 1 to 324 code for a protein of 107 amino acids. The record is from RefSeq and is a predicted model, not a curated record. Gene Ontology annotation, molecular function: ubiquitin binding; histone binding; protein kinase binding. NCBI's taxonomy places the organism in Eukaryota, Fungi, Basidiomycota, Tremellomycetes, Trichosporonales, Trichosporonaceae. Gene Ontology annotation, biological process: regulation of mitotic cell cycle. Gene Ontology annotation, cellular component: cyclin-dependent protein kinase holoenzyme complex; SCF ubiquitin ligase complex.